GUCGGAUGAAUGCGACGGCCGCUUCUGGCAGGCCCGUGUUGUUUGUGACAGCGAUGAAAAGAACACAACAGGUGACUUGCUCAAGACCGCAUGAUGGCACAAAAGAAAUGCCUAGAGCGUCCCAAAUGAAUGAAGACGCCUUAUUGUCCUUACCGAACCCUAAACAAAAGCCCCCUUUUACCGUCACAGCUGCAAAGAAAUCCCAAACCGAAAGAAGCAAUCAGGAGGACUGCAGAUGUUUAUCAAAGCGAAAUCUUGUGCCGCCCCCAAUUGUUACAAUAACAGAGACUAUUGACAGACCUGACAUUGAAAAGCCUAUCAGGAAGGAGAAAGACCACAGUGAUGAGAAGUUUAUACGAAAGCCCUUAAAGCUGGCUCCACUGGACCUCCCAGACGACGUGAAAAAGUCCCAGCUUGAAAAAAUUGCUGUCGGAUACAAGGUCGACGUUUCUCGACCGGGGAAUCACAUGCCCGGGAGCGACUUGUCAAAAGCAUUCCAUGCACAGCGAAGGACUCUGGCUCCAUUAGUUUUGGACACGAUGGAAGAAAUGAAACGUAAGGAAAAGGCCUUGUUGGUUGUCCCAAAGGAAGAGACGAUUUUUCAAAACAAGCGCUGCCUCGGCGCCGAAUUGAUGCCAGCGAGCAAAAGUCACUUUCUCCCGCAGAAGUCGGGACCUGAGUUUUCUCCGGGCGGUAAAACAGCACGUGAAAUUAGAUUUCGGGAACCGCAGAAGAACGUUAAAGUUUGCGUAAAUAACGCAGCCGCACCCCGCGAGGGUGCACAUAGAUCUGACACUUCCCCAUCUCGUUGCAAAUCGGAGAUAGAGCGAGCGGGUCUCAGACAGGUUUCUGAAGCGACGAGAGCAUCCGUGCAGCAAGUGAAUGCCGCCACUAACCUGCCAAAGGCCAAUCGAUUCAAAUCAGUCGGGAAUAUAAUUGAGAAUCACACCCACUUCGAAGGGAAACCUGGGUCAUCUAAGCGCACAGAAAGAGUCCUCAGCAAUGCAAAGAAACUGUUGGAGGCGUCAUCAAAAGCACAGCUUGUCGAAAAGAACGGCGAUCAUGCAAAUUAAUCUCCAGCCAGUGGAAGCAUCUGAAAACGAAUCCUAAGAGCUGCAGAAAACCGCACGCUAAAUUGAUAACGUGAUUGUUUUGGUGCAUUUGCACAGUGCGCUCAUGCCACGGACAAAUCGAAUGUGCGUCACGUUUAAAUUGACUGUUUAUUGACUUGACUUUGCUUUAUUUUAAAUGUUUGUUUAGCGUUCACACGAGACUAGUUUAACGUGUAUGUGUGUGCGUGUGCGAAACACAUGAGCGGUAGUGUAGCGGUUAGCGCACUGCGCUACAAACCCUGACAGCUAACACCAGUGACAAUUAUCUGAACCGGUCUCUGGGCCUUCCGUAAGUCGACUCAGCCUCAAAUGAGUAGCUGGUGUGAUAUGUUAACAUCGCUACUGAGAAGACAAAGGAAGCCAGGCGUGGUGCUGGUCACCGACCCCCUCGUGUGCCAUGCCGACCUUCAUUGGUGCUCGCUAACAGCACUUGCCCCAACAGUCUGUGAAGGCUAUACGGGGGAUCUUUGGCUUUUUCAUUUGUGAGACUUGUUGACCAAUUUUACAUGGACUUAGUGAAAAUAUCUUCUGCUAUGAAAACGUAUCUGCUGCUGUAAUUGUUUUCAGAAAUAUAUAUUAAAAUAUACAUUUCUGAAAUGCAAUCUACGUAUUCAAUGAUUACUUUUAGAAAUGUUUAGAUUUUUUAACUGCAAUAUGUCCAAUUCCUAAAUAACAUGAACUUGUUUUGACAUUGAUUACCAUGGCUUCCGGCACCAUAAAUGUUAACAUGAACCACCAUUGACAUCAGUGUAUGGGUCGUGUUGGCUAUACACACAGGUUAAGUUCAUGUUUGUCCCACCAUACAUUCGGACCAUAAUACAUGCUUUUCUUUGGUCCUUGAGACCACUUCAUCUACAUACCUCAGAUUAACACGGUUGGCUACGUAGAGUGUGAAAUAAGUUCAACAUACGUACAUCUCCAGCUUUGCACAACUCAAAGGACGUUCCAGGUGCAAGUAGAUUUGCGAGUAAAAAAAAAUGCUCUGCCUUUUAUUCACAUGCUGACCUGCAAAUUCCGUUUUUACUCCUCCCUGGGAGGGUCCCACGCCGUGAAUGAAAUUACUCAAUCUGAAAGGUACGCAGGAGGAGAGAAACCAGGAGCCCGUUGGAUACGCGCCGCUCUGUGUAUUACCCAUAAAAGAGGUUUUUCGGUUAGAUCGCCGAAAUAUAAAUGUGCCGUCAAGCUCGCCACCACCCGACACAUCCAAUUAGUAACGAUUUUGUUCACGUGACAAAUAUUGGCUGUUUAUUAUGGAUAAUGUUGGUCGCGAAAGCCUACGUGUUGAACUGCUUUGCGUAUUCUCCGCCACAAUGCGGCAACUUUAAGCGAAAGUAUAAUUGUUAAGUUUGACCUCCAAAGCCGGAGGUGGGGAAGGGGGAGGGUUGUGUUGACACACCUUUAAUGAAAAUAAAAUAUGGUUGCACGAUCCCUGGAAUGUUUGCGCGACCAUCAGUCACGAACUACCCGGGUCGA
This is a messenger RNA of Lethenteron reissneri (Far Eastern brook lamprey), 2585 nucleotides long. RefSeq lists its product as uncharacterized. The record is from RefSeq and is a predicted model, not a curated record. Lineage: Eukaryota; Metazoa; Chordata; Hyperoartia; Petromyzontiformes; Petromyzontidae.